UUGACAAAGGUUAAGUGACACUUUUAAAGUGUUUUACCAAAUCCUAAAAUUGAACUUGAAGUUUCCAACGUUAUGCGCUUCAUGAUAUAUUUUUGCAGGUAAACCCAGGUCAAGUUGGUUUCUAUCGAGUUCAAUACUCAUCCGCCAUGUUGGAACUUCUGCUACCAGCCAUCAAUGACAGCAGUCUUCCUCCAAGAGACAGACUGGGACUACAGAGUGAUCUCGCUGCUCUGGCACAAGCAGGCCUUGCGUCCACUACAGAAUUCCUGAAAUUAGCCAAGCAGUUCAGAAACGAGACGAACUACACUGUAUGGAACGACUUGACGGCCAACCUAAGCAACCUGGCCAAGCUGUUGCAGAACACUGGGUUCUACUCUAGUUUCCAGACCUUUUGCGUGAAACUCUAUGAGCAAAUUGCCAGCCAAGUUGGAUGGGACCCUAAAGAGGGCGAAGGUCAUUUGGACGCGCUCUUAAGAGGCCUGGUUCUAGGUUGUAUGGGACACAGCGGCGAUCCAGCGACAAUCGCAGAGGCGCGGAAAAGAUUUGACGCUCAUUGUAAAGGUGAAACCAUCAUCUCAGCAGACUUGAGGUCAGCGGUGUACCGCACAGUUCUUAAGCAUGGUGAUGACGUCACCUUGAACGCCAUGAUGAAGCUGUUUAGAGAAGCUGAUUUAGACGAGGAGAAAGUGCGAUUAAUGAGUUGUAUGGGGGCGGUGUCACAGCCUGAACUGAUCAAGAAAGUGUUAGCUUUCUCCAUGUCGAGUGAGGUCCGUUCCCAGGACACAGUCUUUGUCAUCGCAGGUGUGACCGGCAGGUAACCCAGAAGUAUGGUGCGAAGUCUGAAAGUGAUAGAGUGGUCCCCGUUCGAGUGCCGGACAGGAUGAUUUUGUUGUGUGUUUGGGCAAUACACUGUUUUCUCACGGUGUCUCUACAACCGGAAAAAAA
Messenger RNA from Orbicella faveolata, 945 nucleotides. Its product is annotated as puromycin-sensitive aminopeptidase-like. Gene Ontology annotation, cellular component: membrane; cytoplasm. Lineage: Eukaryota; Metazoa; Cnidaria; Anthozoa; Scleractinia; Merulinidae. The record is from RefSeq and is a predicted model, not a curated record. Gene Ontology annotation, biological process: proteolysis; peptide catabolic process. Gene Ontology annotation, molecular function: zinc ion binding; peptide binding; metalloaminopeptidase activity.